CAACGUAAAUGAGUGACGUCAUUUCUUUUGAUAAUGCGGGCGAAACCAAGAGACAAUGAAACAAUAAUCGAAUUCAACUAAAAUGGAUGGCUUUAAAUUAGUGGUCGUAACCACAGUAAUACUUUGUCUAUACGCUGAUGGGAUAUAUGGACAAUGCUUUUACACAGGCCUGUGUUAUACGGAGCACGACAAGGGCGUGUCCUAUCGUGGUCACGUGGCCACGGGUGUGAACGGUAGCGCGUGCGUUCCGUGGAACCGGCACCUCCACCACGUUACCCCGGACAGGUUCCAGUUUGAAGGGUUGGAGGCCAACUAUUGUAGGAAUCCCCGGGGCUCCAGGUCGGCCCCCUGGUGCUACACGGCAGCUAGCGGUAACGAGGAGGACAGUUGGCAACUCUGCAGCGUCCCACUGUGCGAAGGCUGCAUAUUCCGCGGCGUGAAUAUGAAGGAGGGAGACAAGUUUCAUGACGGAUGCUCCGUGUGCGUCUGUCAAGCAAACGGUAUCCGAUGUCUAGACUGUCCGGGACCAGUGUUCACAAACACGAUGGGUUGUUACGUGCGAUACAACCAGACGGAACAUUUCCCGCGCUGCUGUCCGAAGAUCGUCUGCUACGCAAAGGACGCCGAGUUCAAUCUGAACGAGUACUUCGACUACUUGAAGAAAGUGCUGCCCUCGCGCGUGGAGGGUCCUAUGACGUCAUCGGUGACGUCAGCACCACUUGCGCAGCAGACGCCCACGCCGCAAACAUCGUCUGCUAACAACAUUCUGCCGUAGAAUGUAAAGAAUUAACGGAACAAAGUUUAUGUGAGUUGUUGAAAAAGUUGAUUUUGUGAUGGUAAUGUGAUUAAAUAAUUAUUUUCGGAACACUUUCAAAACAAAUGGUGCGACACAAAAGAGUUAGCCUAUCGCUUCAUGACUGUAUUUUAAUAACAGUCAUGCAACUUGUUUUUGAAACAUCACAAAACUUUAUAUUAAUGCGCAGGGACUGCAUGAUUUGUUGAAAAAUUGUUUUAAUUUUUCAAUUUUGUUUCUUAUGAAUUACAGUUUCAUCGAAACGCUAUUAUCUUUCCAAAAUCGUGAAACGAUUAUAUAUAUUAAAUACACACACAACCAACUGGAAGGAAUUGCAAAAUCAAUUCUUAGACAAUAAAACAACAACACUUAAACUGACGAAGAUGAACGAAUAUUUUUUUCGUUUGCGAAUGACACAAAUUCAUAAUUAUUUAUGAAUGCAGAAUGUUUUUAUUAUGAUUUGUGAAUAAGAAACACACACCAAAGUAACAUUGUUUUGUAGCAUUCAAUAGUUUAAUGAAUACCGAUAGCUGUUAUUCCUAAAACUUUACUCAAUGAACAGGUUAUAGGCGGUGACUUUGCAAAAUGUUUUAGUCUAAAUGCAUUGAAUACAUUUUGUAUUGAAUCAAAUAAAAAAAGUCAAAUUUGGAA
Dreissena polymorpha is the source of this 1444-nucleotide messenger RNA. Its product is annotated as plasminogen-like. NCBI's taxonomy places the organism in Eukaryota, Metazoa, Mollusca, Bivalvia, Myida, Dreissenidae. The transcript is spliced from 5 exons. The record is from RefSeq and is a predicted model, not a curated record. The coding region runs from base 83 to 775 and encodes 230 amino acids.